AUGGGAGGAGCCAGAUUGAGGAAGAGGGGAGGUAACGGGAGAGGAGGUGCGCGCUUCCCGGAAGUGGUGGGGCGGAGCCUCCCGCUGCCUCGCUUACGAUUUCCGAAUCUCCUCUUGAGCCGGCUGUUGGGGAGCAGGGGCUGGAUCCGCGGGAGGGAGGUCGGAGGUGGGAGCGAGAUGGUGGCCAACACCGCGGUGCCUGUGACCCCGCGUGCCGCCGCCGGCGCCUGCUACCCCGAGGUCAGACCAGAGCUCACGACCCUGAGUUCUUGUUCAUUCAGCAAUGACCCAAGCUUGUGGAAAGAAACCUUGCACAGUGAAGAUAUGCUCAACACAGAGGACUGUUUCAAUCUUUACAAAUCACAGAUAAAUUGUAAGAAGGAAGGAAUGGACAGCCAAUUAUUCAGUCCUUUGCUGGGUGAGCUUACUGAUAUACCACCUCUAGAAUCAUCUGGUUUAUAUCCCAACUGGUCAAUUUAUGGAGAUGAUAUUAGCCCACCAACCGCCUUUCAAGACUGUACCAAUAAAAGGGCACAAAUCAAUUUAUCUUACUCAGGAAAUGGUCCUGACAUGUUUGGAUUGGCUUCAAGCACGUUGGAGGAACCAAAUAGCCCAGAGCCUGUUACAGACUGGAAUUCUUUGGCCAGUCUUCUUCCUCCCACAUGGACACCUAAUUUUGCUAAUGAUGGUGACUAUUCAGGACCCCCUCUCAAGAAUUCUGUUGAAGAUUUUCCAGACUUCCUUGAAACACAGAAUUUCAAUCAAGGAUACUUUCAGACAUCACCUGAUAUAGAGAACUUGCAAAGUGGGUUUGAUGACCUUAGGUUGGUAGAGUCCUGGACAUCUCCUUCAGACCAUUCUAAUCAGCUACCUGAUUAUAUUUUCAAAAGUACUUAUCUGGAUAAUUCUGCUUUUAAAACCAAUCCUGUUAUUCAACCAGAAGGAUUUCCUUUGCAGAAUGCAGAAUUCAGUCAAAGUGAGACUAAUUAUGAAAAAAUGAAAUUAAAUAAUGAUUAUGAGAAGAACUGUGCUGAUCUUAACUCUUAUUUUCAAAGUAGAUAUAAAAAUAGUACUAGUAUUCAAAAAGAAUCCUGGAAACCUGAGAUAGCAAAUGAGAAGAUCAUGAAAAUGAAUAUCCAAGAACAAAUGAAGUAUUCCAAUGAUGUGGGCAGUCUGGCUGCUGAUCCAUAUGUAUUUCAUGAAAGCUCUUUACUUCCUAAAAGAAACGAAGGUGUGAUACCUUCUCAACCGAUACAGUUGUCUAUUCCACCUCCUCUGUGCUUUAUCAAUCAACCGUUUUCUAAAGAAAAUUUGUCAGCAGUAGUCAACGGGAAAUCCCAGGAAACCAGCCCAGCCAGUAACUUCAAAUUUAUGGACAACUUUGAAGAUAAUGGAUGCCAACUUCCCAUAAAUGCCAAAGAAAUUCCCUUGAAGCCCCUUGACUACAAUUUAUCUAUAAAUACUGCUUUACAGAAUGGAAACUGUCAGUCAUUCUUUAGGGAGCAUAUUUGGGUGGAUGGUAAUGUGUUAAGUCCAAUUCCUGCUGCAAACUCUGCAUUUGUAAAGCCAAUAACAUCAGGCUCCCAGGUCUCGUCUGGAGUUUCAGCCUUGUCUGGUGGUUCUCCUAUGCACCAGUCUGUGUUUUCUCCUUCAUAUUACCCACAGACACCACCAAUACCCUUUUUCAGGAAGGAAGGAAGGUUGCAAAUGUCAAAUGGUGUUCCUAAUGGUCUGAGGUUUCCCAAUUCUGUCACUGAAAAUCAGAAACCAAAUAUACAAAUGGGAUAUUUCCCCCAUGAUCCAUUGGCUAUCAAGGAUAAUCACUAUUGCAAAAUUCCUGCCCAUUUGUCAUCCAGCUUCCUAUUGCAUCAGAAUACUGCUAGAGAAUACUCUGACAGAUAUCAGAGAGUCUGCAAAAAACAGAGCCUAACAAAUAGUAAUAGAGAUGACAAAAAGGGGAGGAGGAACUUGAUUCCCCAACCAAGUUACAUAAAUCAGAACCGUCAGCAGUUUAAUAUAUUCCAAAAGAAACAAGAAAAGAGUAGUGUUAACAUGUCAGAUUUCAUCAAUCCUUCCUUUCUUCCUGCUUUCCCUUUAGUGUCAGAGAUUAAGCAAAAUCCUAAUUUUACCCCAUUUAACCUUUCUCCCUUUGUAUCAGCAGCUAACUUUCCUUUUCCUCCAUCAACAUUUCCCUUUUCAGAACUUGUUGAUGUUUUCCAUUAUGGUGACUUUAACAAUUUGAAUCCCGUUGUUAGUGAUUUGUUUCAUAGGGAGGUAACACCACCGUACUUUGCCUUUCCACCACCUUUUAACAAAUACCGGCCUCCAAGAAAUCGGAGUGGACCUGCUAAUGAACUUCACAUCCAACUGGAGGAAUGCUAUGAGCAGUGGAGAGCUCUAGAAAAAGAAAGGAAAAAGAGUGAGGCAGAUCUUGCAAGAAACUUUCCAGGAAAGAGGGUCUCUAGUUCAAAUAAUACUUCUGUUUCCAGACUCCCUGCCAAUCCUUCACGAGUCGAUCGAUUAAUUGUGGAUCAGUUAAAGGAACAAGCUAGAGUUUUGACCUUACUAAGAAGGAUGGAAAAGCUUGGUGGUGGCCCUCUCCAUGGAAAUAUAUCCAUUACUUUGGAACACCAUUUAGAAGCCAUUCAUGCUACACAAGCCAAGCGUAAAGAUGAACUUAUUAAUGCUGCUAAUCCCCCACGACAAGGAAUUCGUUAUAAUAAUGAAAAAGAUGUCCUGGCUCUGGCUCUGGUCAUUAAAGAGCUUGCUGUGGCCACACGGAAGACACGGACGGCUUUAUGGUGUGCGUUGCAGAUGACUUUGCCCAAAACUUGCUUCAACCUGCCUGUGAAACAGGAAGAGAUUGAAAGGGUGCUGCAGGAACUGUGUCCCCAGAAUGCUGGUGCCCCAGAGAAGACAAUGGUGGACCAUAAAGAUCAUGGAAUAGAAAAGGGAAGUGCAGAGAGCACAAAGUAGAUCCUUGAGUCAUUGCUGAAAUGUCCUCAGGGCAGAAGCACUUUUCCAAUUAUGAGUUUCCAAGUUCUCAAAAAAAUUUAAAAAUAACUGAUGACUGCAAUUGGGUUAACUGUGAUUACAGAAUGCAUAUUUCUAAAGAGUGAUGA
This is a messenger RNA of Gracilinanus agilis (Agile Gracile Mouse Opossum), 3122 nucleotides long. Its product is annotated as meiosis-specific coiled-coil domain-containing protein MEIOC-like. Gene Ontology annotation, biological process: male meiosis I; meiotic cell cycle; mRNA stabilization. Gene Ontology annotation, cellular component: cytoplasm; nucleus. Lineage: Eukaryota; Metazoa; Chordata; Mammalia; Didelphimorphia; Didelphidae. The record is from RefSeq and is a predicted model, not a curated record.